This is a messenger RNA of Acanthoscelides obtectus, 375 nucleotides long. The record is from the annotation of a GenBank genome assembly. NCBI's taxonomy places the organism in Eukaryota, Metazoa, Arthropoda, Insecta, Coleoptera, Chrysomelidae.
AUGACAGAUAGUCUCUACCCAAGUGUGAGCAAAUAUAGGGUACUCCAAGAGGAUCCAAAGUGUACAGGCAAAUUAGGAAGAAUUGAGAGCCAUAAGAGAGUUCAAAUACUUUCGCUGCCUUCUAUUGUCAUAACCAAGUAUAUUCAAUUGAGUCACAGGUUCCCAGGAAUCAUAGGAAUCCAUGGUACGAUGACGUUGAAGAAUUUAGAAAAUAACCUAGGGAAACUGGAUGCUUCAGAUGGUGAAAAAUUCGAGUCUCUAAUAAGCGAUUUGCAGAAUGAUCAAAACAAGUUAUCAGAAGCUAUCAAUAGUCAGACUACCUUAUCUGUCGAACUUAUCGAUAAUUCAAUAAACCGUAAGUCAGAUUACUCAUAA